GAAAGACUUUCAAACAGGCUAGGUUUUACUGUACAGUUUUGACGAUGUGAUAAUGUUGUUCCUUGUUCUAAUGCGUGUAUAUGUUGUAAGGUGAGUAGAAGAAUAUUUCAUCUUCUGUAGUCUCGUUUACUCAGUGUGUAAACAAAGCAAUGACAUUUCACCGCAACCGGGGUCUGGCAAAUGUAAUGAAAUCGUGCUGGCUAACAUAGCCUAAUUUAUGCAGAAUGCGCAUCCAUUGCGGAUGUGGUGCAGAAUAAUGCGCAGUGCGCAUUUACCUUCAAAUUUGCCUGUCAGAUUAUGAUCUUAUUUGUUCUAUGAAAUGUAAUUUUUGUCGUUGAAAUAGUAAUUUCAGUUAUGGCUUUUCUGUCCAGUCCUACCUAGCCUUUUAUGUGUGGAAGCUCUCCACCUCUUCACGUUAAUUUAACAAACUAGGCCGGACGUUGCAAGUCUGUUCAAUGGCUUUGUGUUGGUUUCUGUCUUUACGUUUUUGGUAAAUGUAUUGUUUAUCAAACAGGCUAAUACGUCCCUCUUACCAGUCGUGUAUAUUUGUACAGGCAAUGGACCUACUGUGCUAGUUAGGUAAGCUAGUUGACGUCUGAGAUUCUGUGACAUUUUUGCCAAGAGCUGGACUAGUUUCUUCCCUGCCCUUUGUCAUUGGCCUACGUAAUAGUCAUAGUUUUACCACCAGUGUACAUUCAACAGCAACAAAACCAUAUUUAGUCAAUUUAGGAGAUAUAUUCAUGAAACCUAAUUGUUUUGUUUAUUGAGUGGCAAGAGAACUUCUGUCAGUAGUUGAGUGAAUGGCGCUGCCUCUGCCAACUUGGUUAGUGUGUCUGCGAACCAGGCCUGAUUAAUGACUGAAUACUAUGAGGAGGGGGGGCUGCUAUACGAGCACUCGCCUCCCAAGCACAUCAAAGAGGAGUCACCAGAGGGACCCUGCGGAGGAGGCAUCUCGGAGGAUGGCUUCCCACGGGAGGAUGAUGACUCGGAGGGCAGCUGUGAUCAUAAUGGCAGCCUGCCGGAUGGGCUUCCUUUCAAUGUUGUGGUGGUGCACCCUAAUGUGGCGCCAGGCCUGUCAUCCGACGACCUUUUUUACACUGAACAGAAUAGAGGAGUGUCUUCUACACUGGCAGCAGGAAGUGGGGGCAAGAGGAAGAGUCGUUUCAGCGGAGCUGAGCUAGAAGUCCUGGUGUCUGAGGUGACACGCUGUGAAGGAGAACUCUUUGGCCCUGCGGGGAGGCUCCGUCGCCGUGAGAGGGAGCGCAUCUGGGCUGGAAUACUCGAAAGGGUCAACGCCGUCUCCAGAGUCCCACGGACGCUGCGCGAGGUGAAGAAGCGAUGGGAUGACCUGAAGAGACGAAAUGGUGGGAGGCUGGCAGACGCCAGGUAUCGCAGCUGCUACGUGACCUCCAGCAGGGGAGCGUCGGCUCUGGGGAGGUCUGCUCAGGCAAGCCCCAGGCUUCAACAGGGCCAUCAGAGACAGAGCUCCCGAGGAAAGGGCAGUAACAUGAGUUUCUCUGACACAGACGCAGCAGGUGGCGGUGAAGGAUCUGAGAGGGAUGGUUGCGAGAAAGAUGAUGAAGCGGGUGAGCAUGACGAUGGGGAGGGGGAGUGUGAAGACGGUGCUGAGAGUAGCAUGGAGGACAAGUUGGGUUUGGGACUGGGUUUGGGAAUAGUGCCUCCGCCAACAUCAGAGCGUUGGCUCCCUCCUUCCCCCCUCUACAGUGCUCCGUUCCUCAACGGGACCCCGCAGCCCAGUCCUCAGCCUUCACUGGGGGCCCACCAGGGUCUUCUUGAGGCCCCCCCUCCACGCGUCUCUUGGCUGGAGGAUGAGCUGCGGGGUCUUGGCGAAGCAGCAGUGCGGCUCGGGGACCGUGUGGAGCAGAGUCUGCGGGAGUUUGGGGAGGGUUUCCGCUGUGACAUGCGGACCCUGGUGGCCUCCCAGGAAGCUCUCUCUGUCAGCUUACAGCAAAACAAUGUCUUAUUGCAGAGGUUAUUGGGGCUGCUUGAGAGCCAGCAGCAACAGCAGCAGCAGCAGGCACAGCAUCAGCCUCAGCCUCAUCCACAUCAGCAGCAACAGGUGCCACAGCAACAGCAACCACACCAUAAUCCGCCCUUACAACCAAAUCAGGUUCUACAGCAGCAACAGGAACAGGAACGUCAACAUCCUACAAACUCGAAUGAUCAACUAACACCCUCCCUUCCUUCUGAGCCAACUCCCCCUGACAUUUUGGAUGGUACAGCCCAUCCUGAUCGAUUGGCAAAUGUGAAUGGCACGACCCAACGGUCACGACGGGGGAGGACAGGUGAUCAGCGCCGUAGAAGGAGACGCUAAUGCUAGAUGUCCAUGCUUUGAUGAAUGUUCGAUCAUUUAUUUUACUUUCAGGUUUUCAUUGAGACGUCACCUUCACUCAGAUAAACGGCGUCUGUCUCCUUGCUGUCUUAAAAGUGACUAUAAGAUCACCUAUGCUAUACAAUGUAUCAACGAUUUAUACAUUUUGGUUUGAAAUAAUUAUUACAAAACUCAAUUUUUGCAAUUGCGUUAAUUAAGUGACUUGUCGGAGUUUAGUAAAAGUUAUUGUUGAAACCUGGUGGGUCGACAAUCAUCAUUAGAAUUUACCUUAAGCACUUUUGAAUGCUAUUCACACAUAGUCAAGACUCUUGAAAGUGGGAAUUGUAAUGACGGGAAACAGGAAUUGCAUUGAGAUUCAGAGAUUUCCAAUUGGUCAUUCCAGUUAUGUAGGGCAAGACAGAGGUUCUGUGAAUCUCUCCCAUAAUUUGACAAAUAUAAGGGUUGUAACUACUCCUCCAAGUGAGGUUUACAGUACAGCAGAGUAAUUUUAACAAGAUGAACAGGGCUUACAUUUGUUGCAUUUUAUUAGGACACAAAAAAAUAUUUUUCUCAUGUUUAAAGAAAAAUAUGUGUUCCUUAACAAGCAUGUCAGAAACUCUUAUUCCAGAAAGCACUUUUAUCCUAUCAUUGAUUCCACAUGAUUGUGGUUUAAAAAAACAGAAAUACAGUAUACAGUAUGUCAGCUACUGAUAUGCAUUGUGAUUCUGCAUGCAGUUUCUGGUUUGUUAGCAAACUAGUGCAAAGCCUUUGUGAGGAGGAAAACUUUUACCAUUUUGCACAAUUUGUAUAUGAGGGGUAUAUAUUCUGGCAAUAUCUGUAUAUUAUAUUGUAUCCUGUUAUCCUACUAACCAGAAUGUAAAAUAAAGGCAAUGCUAAUGGAAAUGAUCAUCAA
Molecule: messenger RNA, 3245 nt
Organism: Sardina pilchardus (European sardine)
Lineage: Eukaryota; Metazoa; Chordata; Actinopteri; Clupeiformes; Clupeidae
Product: myb-related transcription factor, partner of profilin
Exons: 3
Coding region: 854-2335 (493 amino acids)
Cellular component (GO): nucleus
Source: RefSeq, a predicted model, not a curated record